AGAACGUUGACAGGUUCAAACUUGAAAGGAGUUGGAUCCGAAACCCAAGCACCCCCCCAAAACCCAAGAAGCAACCCUCUCCUUUCUCUCCCUCCUUCCUUUCCAUCGCAUCGCAUCGCAUCGCAUCGCACUAACCACGCUCUCUCUCUCUCUCUCUCUCUCUGCUCCCAACGCUAACUGCAAUGGCUGACGACGAACCCGUUGAUCAAAAGAGAUAUCUCGAAGACUCUUGCAAACCAAAGUGUGUCAAACCAUUACUUGAAUAUCAGGCAUGUAUCAAAAGGAUUGAUGGUGAUGAUUCCGGUCACAAACACUGCACUGGGCAAUAUUUUGAUUACUGGUCAUGUAUUGAUAAAUGUGUUGCGCCAAAGCUAUUCCCCAAACUGAAGUAAUGAGGGAAAUUUUUUCACUUGUUUUAUCAAAUACCUCCGGUUUACAUCAUUCACAAAUAACAAAACUACCCGGAUUUUAUUCCCCUACAGUUAUCAUUGUGUUUAGUGUGAAAUUUUGAGAUCAUGUUGAGCUUAGACUGUGAUUAAUAAGAACAUUAUGCGAAAUUAUUAUACCUUUUAGAUUUUGAAGGAUGUAUUUUGUCUUGAAUUAUUUGUUAAUAAGUAGGGUGUUGAUUGAAGAGCUUAUUGUUGGAUUGAUUUACUGUCCGACACGCACAUUUGAAUAGGAAAAAUUUACCUUGCCCAUCUUUCUUGAGUGA
This is a messenger RNA of Arachis stenosperma, 712 nucleotides long. RefSeq names its product cytochrome b-c1 complex subunit 6-1, mitochondrial. The transcript is spliced from 4 exons. The coding region runs from base 183 to 392 and encodes 69 amino acids. Lineage: Eukaryota; Viridiplantae; Streptophyta; Magnoliopsida; Fabales; Fabaceae. Gene Ontology annotation, biological process: mitochondrial electron transport, ubiquinol to cytochrome c. The record is from RefSeq and is a predicted model, not a curated record.